Molecule: messenger RNA, 1797 nt
Organism: Dacryopinax primogenitus
Lineage: Eukaryota; Fungi; Basidiomycota; Dacrymycetes; Dacrymycetales; Dacrymycetaceae
Exons: 7
Coding region: 1-762 (253 amino acids)
Biological process (GO): rRNA processing; nuclear-transcribed mRNA catabolic process; ribosomal large subunit assembly
Cellular component (GO): nucleolus; preribosome, large subunit precursor
Molecular function (GO): RNA binding
Source: RefSeq, a predicted model, not a curated record
AUGCCAAAAUCAAAGAGGUCGAAGGUCGUUUCGCUCACUAAAACCGACAAGAAGACGAAAGAGAACAAGGCGAAGCUCAUCGAAGAUAUAAAAGAAAAUGUAUCGAAGUGGAAAUAUGUUUACGUCUUUGACGUGUCCGAUAUGCGAAACGGGGCGCUUAAGGACGUGAGGAAGGCCUGGAAGGGGACGGGGCGGCUGUUUUUUGGUCGGAAUAAAGUGAUGGCCAAGGCGCUCGGCACGUCUGAGGAAGAGGAGCUGAAGCCCCAGUUACGAAAGCUUGCCAACCGGCUAGAAGGGCCUGUAGGCUUAUUCUUCACCGACUGGGAGAAAGAGGAGACCAAAGCCUGGUUUGACGACUUCCGACAGAAGGACUUUGCGCGUGCGGGGAACAUUGCCAGUCAGACGGUAACCCUGCCUGCCGGCCCGAUAGUACAGUACAACGACCCGGAUUCUCCCUUUCCGCACAGUAUGGAGCCCCAACUGCGCAAACUUGGCUUAUCAACCAAGCUCGUGCGGGGUAUCCCUUCUGUCGAAACACCACAUGUCGUGUGCACCGUCGGCAAAAAACUGAGUUCGGAGCAGGCGCAGCUACUGAAACUGUUAGGGGUGCAGAUGGCAGAGUUUAGGGUCAGGCUGAGGGCGAUGUGGACUGAAGAUGGUGGAGUGGAGGAAUUCGUGAUCGAGGAUGACGAGCCGGUCGCUGCUAGAGGUGAUGACGAUGAGGCGAUGGGCGAGGGUGAGGAUGAUGAGGAUGAUGAAUAGGCUAUGUCAUGUCUUGUCGUUUUGCCACUCCCGGCGGGCCUGUACUGUAUAUCCAUCCCUAUUUCCUCCCUCCGUUCGCUCCGUAUGUCGUGUCACAAUGCUUUGGUAUGCUGACCGUUCGACUGCCCAUUCAACUGAACAUUUGACUGACCAUUUGACUGGCAGUUUGACCUGUUCGUUUUGUUGUUUGACCCGUUUGUUUUGCCGUUUGACCCGUCUGACUUGCCGUUUGACCCGUUUGACUUGCCGUUUGACCCAUUUGACUGACCGUUUGACUGAGCAUUUGUUAGGCCAUUUGUCUGACCGUUGGUGAUGAUCAUCGUAGACUUUGCCGCUUUCAUGACCGGCACGGAUGUGAUUGCCGGUGGAUUCGACUGUGCACGAACAAUCUGCACUGCCUUCCUAACGAUUUCGCGAUCGUGGUCCCACCUGAGCUGCACGAUUGCCUCGUCAUAGCCAAAGAAGCCGACCUCGUAAUGCUCGUGUUCCUCGAGCGGUUGAGGGGUACAUCCGUCUUUCAUCUUGCCAAUAAACCAGAAGAUCAUCUUCUGGUGCCCAUGCCUUGUCUGCCGCAUCUGCACCGCAAUGGGUUCUGUACAGCUUGUGUUCCGAACAACAUCUCGCACGCGACCAAGAACCGCUGAGUCGGUCGCGCGGGUGCCGAGUACGCAGGGCAAGAGCUCGCACUCGCACCCAGUCUCCUCGAACGCCUCCCGCACGGCAGCCGCCUCGAGCGUCUCCCCUACGUUCUUCCGUCCUUUGGGCAGUAGCCAUGAGCCAGACUGCGUCGCGCUGAGAGAUUUGACAAGCACGAUUUGAGAAGUGGAAGGGAUGAAGACUACGCAGCCGCAUGAGAUGACAAAGUCUUCCGCGAGAAAAAGCUGCGUUUCUUCCGGCAUCGUCUCGUUUCCUUUGCUUGAAAACUUUGCUAAAGGGCCAAGACGUGGUAGUUAUAGAUGAAGGAAAGGAGAAAAGGGGCAAAGGGGGGUCGUGUGCGAUUGUUAACUGUUGAUGAGCGGUGCCCGGGGAUGGCCC